UGGACCAAUGAGAGCUAAUCAGUGUGAGGAUGCGGGAAGCACAGUGUUCGGCAGGUCUCUAGAUGAAUCUUUACGUCCAUGAGAUGAAGUGACAGCGCGUUUCUGACUUCUUUCUGCGUCUCUUCUGUUUCAGUCAAACAGUUCUUCACACAUCCAGGUGCUGUGUUCAGUCAUGCAGCUGAUCCCCAGCCGCUCUGCAGCUCCUCUCAGCUCUCUGGCUCUCUUCCUGCUGCUCUGCUGUCACAUGACCAGCACUCUCAGCCAGAAGUCUGACUCUGCCCUAGCUGUGGUGGAGAAUACUGAAGGAGAAGGAGAAGUGGAGGUGACGGAUGUAGGAGAUGAAGGAGACUUCGAGGUGGUCCAGCCUACAGAGGAGUGGCAAACACUCAAACCAGGUCAGGCGGUGCCCGCAGGCUCUCAUGUGCAGCUGAACCUGCAGACGGGUCAGAGGGAGGUACGGCUGGGAGAGGAGCAGCUCAAAUACCUGGACCAGGAGCACAGAGAGACAGAAGAGACCUCCAUCAGUCCGGAGGAGCUCCAACGGGUCAUGAAGAAGAUAAAGGAGGACAUGAAGCCGGAGAGCGCAGAGCACCAGGACUCGGUGGCGUCCCGGUUCCGUCCCAUGGAGGAGUUAAAGAGAGAGAUGGCUGAGCUGGACCUGCUGGUGCAGACGGAUGAUCAGAUAAUGAGGCGUCUGCUGGAGCAGUUUAACAGCAGCAGCAGCACCACGGAGCAGAGGCUGAGCAUCCUGCUGGAGCUGGAGUACUUGGUGCAUCAGGUGGACAACGCUCAGAACCUGUGCUCCAUGGGGGGGCUGCAGCUGGUGGUGGAGACCCUGAACAGCUCUGACUUCAGACUGCAGGAGAGCUCCGCUUUCGUCCUGGGAUCAGCUGUGUCCAGUAACCCGGAGGUCCAGGUGAAGGCCAUGGAGGGGGGGGCUCUGCAGACGCUGCUCACCAUGCUGGCCACAGAUCAGCCGCUGUGGGUCAAGAAGAAGGUUCUCUUUGCAGUGGCCUCCCUCUUACGCAACUUCCCCUUCGCCCAGCGCCACUUCCUGUCCCGGGGAGGGCUGCAGGUGCUGUCGGAGCUGUUCAGGGGGGACCGAGGGGGGGUCCUGCGCACUCGUAUCGUCACCAUGCUCUACGACAUGAUCAGUGAGAAGGAGCUGAUCUCCCAGGCCGGUCUGGACCCGGGGCUGCACGCCUCCCACCAGGAGCUUCUGCGGCAGUACUCUCUGGUGUCUCUGAGGGAGGGGCUGCUGGAGGAGGGGUGGUGCAGUCUGAUCCCAGAGCUGCUGGACUCCACCGAGCACGACUUCAGAGAGAAGGCUCUGCGGGCCAUGCUGGCUCUGGCUCCGGUGUGUGUGGAUCAGUACCGCUCUCACAGCUCCCUGAAGGCCUCGCUGCUCCUGCUCAGAGAACAGUACCAGGACAUGAUCCAGUCCCAGAUGAUCCUAGGAGAGGAGAACGAAUACUUUGAAGAGAUGAUGGACCUUAUAAACGCUCUACACGUCAAACUCCGAUGAGCAGAGGAGCGCUCAGUGGCCUCAGCUCUACAAACAGAUAGGAGUGCACAGACUUCUGAAGUAACCAUGAACAGAAGGACAAACUCCCGAGACUUCAUCUACUGAGUUCAAAACCAGGAUGGACCUGUGGCAUCAGAUUGUGGGUUUGGGAUCAGAAUAACCUUUUCUCUUUUUGGUGUUGUCAUUGUAAAAUGUUUGACUCUGUUUUCAGAGUUUAAGAAUAAAUUAUUAUUUAAAAAUGA
Trematomus bernacchii (emerald rockcod) is the source of this 1767-nucleotide messenger RNA. RefSeq names its product SIL1 nucleotide exchange factor (gene sil1). Lineage: Eukaryota; Metazoa; Chordata; Actinopteri; Perciformes; Nototheniidae. The transcript is spliced from 12 exons. The record is from RefSeq and is a predicted model, not a curated record. The coding region runs from base 173 to 1525 and encodes 450 amino acids.